Moneuplotes crassus is the source of this 2380-nucleotide messenger RNA. The record is from the annotation of a GenBank genome assembly. Lineage: Eukaryota; Ciliophora; Spirotrichea; Euplotida; Euplotidae.
UCAUGAGAGUAGUGAAGACAAACCUAGCACGUGAUCUAAACCUCCAUUAGACAUAAAUAACCAAAAAUUACUGUCAACACACCAAAACUUUCAUCAAAAUUUUGGUGACCCCCGUAGAAGCCUCGAGAGUCUUCCUUCUCAAAAUUUCAAGGUUCAGUCUCUCACAAGGACAAACUUUAGAAAUAAAAGAUUCCAGACCUCCAAUAGCCCUAACACCAUAUUGCGAAAGAGGACUUUGUCAAGAUCUAAGAGAAAAGGCAGCAAAACUACACUUCUAAUCGAACAAAAAGAAACUUUAAAGGUGGAUAACCAUCGAUUAAAGGAUGAAAAUACCAAGCUUCGAACUCGUGUCUUAUUUCUUGAUAAUGAGAUUGGAAAGCGGAAUAAAUUAGUAGAACAGACUCUUAUCUCCAAGAAUAUAUCUAUAAAACCCUAAGAAGGCCACUAUGAUCAUGAAAUCAUCCAUUGUGAACACUCUUAAAAGCAAAGUUAGAGAAAAGGAUGAGCUGAUCAGAACAUUAAAGAGUGACAUUGAAAAAUAGCCAAAAGGAUAUAAAGAAGACCAACAUUGAUGAACUUAUGAUAACAGUUAAUGUUCUGACUGAUGAAUGCUCGCGACUCAGAGAUCUACUCAAGAAGUCUCUUCAGAAAGAGGACAGCUUUAAAACCUUAGAACAGGAAAAUUAUCAACUAGUUGAGGCAUUUCAUAGUAAAGAACAUGAGGUUGAGAAUUUAAUGAAAAAUAUUUAUGAACUGAAUCUGAACAUUGAAAAACAAGACAAUACCAUAUCAAAUCUAAAUAAGGUUAAGAAACUAAUCAAGGAUAAGGAUAGAGCAAUCAUGAAGCUUAAAUAAAGAAAUCAAAGUUAAAGAGCAGACUUCAAAAACAGAAGUAGCACAAUUAAAAGCUCAAUUAAAAGCGAAGGAAAAAGUGAAUCAAAAAUCAGAGACAGAACUUGGAAAUCAAAAGAAAAGGAUCAGAGAUCUUGAGAACCAGAUUAAAGAAUUGGAAAGGUAUAAAUAAUGAUAAAAUAAAUAAAUCUACACCAGAGAGCAAUAUUUCGCACCCUCAUGAAGAAAACUCUAAAGCUAAUGAAGAUCUGGAGAUAUCUGUUUCACCCAUAAAGGAUCAAAAGAAGAUCAUUGAUACUGGUUCAAGUUAUCCUCACGGAGGAUCAUUUCAUUCAGUUCCAAAGACCAGAUCUGACAGGGAAUCAAUGGAUCAGAGUAAGACUCUUACUCUUCCACCGGCUGCAAAGCCAUUCUCUGAGAUUUCUGCUGCACUCCUCCAAUUUAGAUGAGUGCUCCGGAUCUCCAAUGUAGGUAUAAAGGAGUUCUUGGAUUUAAUAGUAUUUAAGGAUGGGUCACAAUCUUUAAAUUUCUCCAAAUUCAAGAUUCUUGUUCAAGAGGUUAUGAAAAACUACACUCAAGACUUUGCCUGAUUCUGAUUCAACGGUCAGCCAAUUAUUAGCCGUGAAGAGCUAGAAAGGAAGCUCUCAUCCGACAAAGUCUUCUUUGAACUGGAAGAUUAUCUUGAAGAAAAACUUGAUUAUGAAUUUAGCAUUUGAAAAAUGGCAUUAAAGGAGUCAUUCGAUGUUGAAGAUAUCAAUUCUCUUGGAUAUAUCUCAGUAAAGCAAUAUGAAGAAGUGUUAGAAAACCUAGAUAUCCAGCUCGAACCAGAUCUGUUCGAAUUCUCUGUGCUCUUAAUGUUUGAUAAGCAUCUCAGUGUAGAUAUGCUUGAUUAUCCAAAGUUAUUUGAAGAAGAAUCUCAAAUUGUCGAAGAUAAUACAAGGGAGCUUUCCUCUAUCAGAGAAGAUAGUAAGGAAGAAAAUUUCAUUAGCAAGAAAGGCACAAACCUAACCAAAAAGACCAAAACAACUUCGAAUCAAAAGAUAUAGCCUCUGUCGAUCUUAAAACUCCUGAUCUUCAGUUUGAGGAGGACGAGAGUGUUAGUAACGUUAACGGAGAGAUAAUCUCAAGAGAUUCUAAUAAUAGUCAAACAGGUAGGAUUCGAAACCAAGACCACAGUCAAGAUAGUGAAGCCGAUAUUGACUUCCCUCUCGAAAUUGAAUCACUCACAGAACAACAAAUUUUGGAUAUUGCUGAGCAAGUAUUUGAAAAGACUUUCUGAAGUAAAAUUGGAAAAUUCACGUUGGACGACCUAUAUGCAGAUAAAUUAGAAGAAUGAGAGUAUAAUGGAGAAAUAAUUAAAAUACUUUCUCCUGAGAACUUCAUUGGGAGCUUCCAGGCACUUGGAAUCACUCAUUUGGAAGAAUUAGAAAUAGAAUGACUCCUAAAAGUUCUUGUAAAACCUGAAAUUGAUCACAAGAUUUUAUAUGAAGAUCUUGUGAUGAUCCUUGAGAAUUUUGGAGUUUCAUAA